AAUACCUGGAAAAUCCUACAAUGAUUAAGACCGUACUUUAUAGGAUCAUUUCUAUAGUAUGCGUCCCGUCUUUGUUUUUCAACUUAGACAACACUCACAGCCACGAUGACGAGAUUUAACGUCGUCUUCUGAGCGGGAAGCGGGUUAAAGUUCGCACGGUUAACGUCGGACUUUAACCAUUGAUGACCGUUCUUGACUCGUCUUAAGAUGAGCAGGAGGAAGGCGACGUAAUCCGAGUGGUCAAAUUGUUCUUAAUAACUCAAUUAUAUGUUAAAGCGAUGCGUUGCUAAAUGAGGAUGAAUACUCUCUCAGCCAUAAUGAAUGAAAUUAGUGUCAUUGAAAUCCAGUAAAGAAAGAUCUGAAAAGACGACUGGCAGAAAUUUAUCACAUCCAUCUGCAUCUAGCAGUGUAACAAAGAACAACACAGUUCCUUCAUCAUCAAAUAAAAGACGGGCAGAAGACAACAAUUUCGUUGAAACGUCACAAAGAAAGCCUGUUGUCAAAAAAGCUAAAAUUUCGAGUGCCUUGGACAGCAUCAGAAAUCUUUCUAAUUCCUUCGAAGAAACGUCGUCAGUUGAGAAUGAUGAUAUGAUAGUGGAUGAUUAUGAAAGUCCUAAUGAUAACACUUCCAACAUGGCUGGCUUACCUUCAGAUUUCUUUGACAGUUCACAACCUAAAUCAGAAGAAAUUAUAGAUAAGGCGAAACAAGAAAAUCUGAACGAAACUCAAAAACCAGAGGCUAUUCCCGAAGGAUUUUUUGACGACCCAAAACUUGACGCCAAAGCUCGAAAGGUUGAAUAUAAGGAUCCCGCAGAUGAAGAGUGGGAAAAAUUUCAGAAAGCUUUAAGCACCGAGAAUCAGGUCUCUGAAGCAAUUAUUUUAGAAGAAGAUGAAGAGUCAAGAGUUGAUAGGGCUCUUGAUGAAAUAAGCGAACAAAGACUGUAUUAUAUUAGAGCUGAUGUUCUUCGGGACAAACAAGUUGCGUUAAAAAAUAGCAAUAAGAAAAACGACGAUAAGAUACAUGAAGAAAUGAAAGUUGAUAAUGAAAGCGAUACUGAUAGUGACGACAUAGAUGAUAUGUUUGAUUGGAGAGCAAAAAAAGCUUGAUUGAUAAUCAAUGAUGUUCAUAAGAAAAUGUUGUUGCACCUGGUAAGCAAUAUCAAAUACGCAGGAAAUGUGUAACAUUUUCCCUACGCAAAAUCGCUUGUUCAUGGAAGACAAAAAAACGAAUAGGUUGGACUUUCAGCCAAUUGCUGUACGUAGAAACAAGCAAAGAAAGUUAGAGUAGUUUGCUGGGUACUAAGCCCUAUAAAUUCUAAUAAAAAAGCGCUUUUCAUAAUAAAUAAAUUGGGAGUGUAAGUAAAAAGUUGUAUCAUAAUAUUACAUUAUUUCUUAUGUUGUAACUUGUAACAGUAGAUUUUACCUUAACCUUAUCAGUUACCAAAUAAACUAACUUUCCAAGUGUAA
Molecule: messenger RNA, 1467 nt
Organism: Xenia sp. Carnegie-2017
Lineage: Eukaryota; Metazoa; Cnidaria; Anthozoa; Malacalcyonacea; Xeniidae
Product: zinc finger protein 830-like
Exons: 12
Coding region: 322-1107 (261 amino acids)
Biological process (GO): nuclear DNA replication; mitotic DNA replication checkpoint signaling; mitotic DNA damage checkpoint signaling
Cellular component (GO): nucleus; spliceosomal complex
Molecular function (GO): zinc ion binding; nucleic acid binding
Source: RefSeq, a predicted model, not a curated record